AUGUCUCCCAGAGAACAUGUGCGCCUCCCUUUCCUCGGCAACGACAGGACCUUCAUUGUCCUCGCCCGAGAAGCCCGCCCAGAAGCAGAGGCACCCGGCGUCGUCGUCGUCGUUCAUGACGGACAUGAUGACGACGACAACGACGACGACGAUUAUCGAGCGCACGUCCUCGACGCCGAGGACGCUGCGCAGUUUGACGAGCUCGGCGGUGCAUCUCCCGUUCCCGAGGGAGACGACGUGGUUGACAACAGCUUCUUCGGUAACAACAACGAAGCUGGUAGUAACAUCACCUCCGUCUUAUUGCUUGAUAAGACGGAGAUGGUAUUGCAGCUGCUGCCGGAGUUGUCGGACGGGUCAUCUUCUGCCGGGGACUCGGAUGAUGCUGAUGAUGAUGAUGAUGAGGGGAGGAGAAGUCUUGGGUAUCUGAGCGGUGAUGAAGCUGAAGCCGAAGAUGACGAGUCUGGGGUAGACGAGGACUCCGACGAGGAGGAGGAACAAGGCUAUGUCGUCCUCUACACCGCAACCGAGGCCAUGGCCGCAGACAUUGAUCCCCCCGACUGGAUGGACCCGGCCAACGAUUACCUCUUGGAGGCAUACGCUUUUCCUCCUCUUCAAAGGCAGAGUCGGCGUUAUUCUACCUUCUGGGCCAUAUCAGAAAAGUCGGGUUUGGGCGGAGAUAUCACACAACAAGAUGGGCUCUCACUAAGAAUUGAAAAUCCCAUGAGGUAUCUUGAAGCCAAAAAGCCCCUGGAUGGGUGCCGUCAGCACCGCUCCCAACAUCUCAGCGCUGCUUCUCGCCUCGCUACUCAAUGCAAGCUCAAACUGGAGAUUAAAACAGCUAUUGUUCUCUAUCAUCAAGAUAAGAACACGUGCUGA
Trichoderma reesei QM6a is the source of this 876-nucleotide messenger RNA. RefSeq lists its product as uncharacterized. The transcript has 5 exons. The record is from RefSeq and is a predicted model, not a curated record. Bases 1 to 876 code for a protein of 291 amino acids. NCBI's taxonomy places the organism in Eukaryota, Fungi, Ascomycota, Sordariomycetes, Hypocreales, Hypocreaceae.